Molecule: messenger RNA, 72 nt
Organism: Adineta ricciae
Lineage: Eukaryota; Metazoa; Rotifera; Eurotatoria; Adinetida; Adinetidae
Source: the annotation of a GenBank genome assembly
AUGCGGUACCAACACCGUACCGUACCGUCUCGUCCCGUUACCGUACGGUAUAGUAAAAAACACAAUGAAGCC